UCUGCCCAGGGCUUCUUCCUGCGAUCUUCCCCAUCCACCAUGUCUCAGCAGUCCUCCGUCACCUUCCAGACCGGCAGCCGCAGGGGCUUCAGCAGUACCUCGGCCACCACCCCUGCAGCCAGAUACUCCCGCUUCAGCUCCAUCUCAGUGGCCCUCUCCUCAGGGAGCAAUGGAGGGCUGGGGAGGAUCAGCAGCACACGGGCUGGAUUUGGAAGCCGCAGCCUCUACAACCUGGGGGGGACCAAGCGGGCCUCGGUCAGUGGGUGCAACAGCAGCUUCCAGAGUGGCUUUGGCAGCAGGGCUGGCAGCAGGUUUGGCUUCAGAAGUGGGGUCAGCAAUGGAUUUGGCUAUGGAGAUGGGGUUGGAGGGAGCUUUGGGAGUCCUGGCGUCCCUGUCUGCCCCUCUGGUGGCAUCUAAGAGAUCAUUGUCAACCAAAGCCUCCUGACUCCCCUGAACCUGCAAAUUGACCCUACCAUCCAGAGGGUAUGGAAAGAGGAAUGAGAGCAGAUCAAAACCCUCAACAAGUUCGCCUCCUUCACCAACAAGGUGAGGUUCCUAGAGCAGCAGAACAAGGUCCUAGAGACUAAGUGGAACCUCCUGCAGGAACAGGGUUCCAGGACCAUGAGGCAGAACCUGGAGCCCCUCUUUGAUGUCUACACUAGUGAGCUCCGAUGGCAGCUGGACAGCAUCACCACUGAGAGGGGCAGGCUCGAAGCUGAGCUGCGGAACAUGCAGGAUGUCAUUGAAGACUUCAAAGUCCGGUAUGAAGAUGAAAUCAACAAGCGCACAGCUGCUGAGAAUGAGUUUGUAGCCCUGAAGAAGGGCGUGGAUGGUGCCUACAUGAACAAGGUGGAGCUGGAGGCCAAGGUCAACUCUCUAACCGACAAGAUCAACUUCUUCCGGAUGCUCUGUGAGGCAGAGCUGUCCCAGAUGCAGACUCAGGUCAGUGACACAUCUGUGGUGCUAUCCAUGGACAACAACCGCAGCCUGGACCUGGAUAGCAUCAUCGCUGAGGUCAAAGCACAGUAUGAGGACUUCGCCAACCGUAGCCAGGCUGAGGCUGAGUCCUGGUACCAGACCAAGUAUGAAGAGCCGCAGGUCACGGCGGGCAGACACUGCGAUGACCGCCACAACACCAAACAUGAGAUCUCCGAGAUGAACCGGAUGAUCCAGAGGCUGAGAGCUGAGAUUGACAACGUCAAGAAGCAGUGUGCCAACCUGCAAACGGCCAUUGCUGAUGAAGAACAGUGCGGAGAGCUGGCCCUCAAGGAUGCAAGAGCCAAGCUGGUGGACCUUGAGGAGGCCCUGCAGAAGGCCAAGCAGGACAUGGCCCGGCUGCUGUGUGAGUACCAGGAGCUGAUGAACAUCAAGCUGGCCCUGGACGUGGAGAUUGCCACCUACAGGAAGCUGCUGGAGGGCGAGGAAUGCAGGCUGAGUGGAGAGGGCAUUUCUCCAGUGAACAUCUCUGUGGUCACCAACACUGUUUCCAGUGGCUAUGGCAGUGGCAGCAGCACUGGAGGUGGAAGCCUGGGUCUCGGUGACAGUGGCUACUCCUUCACCACCAGUGGCAGGCUCAGCCUGGGUGCAGGGCUCGGGGGAUCUGGCUUCAGUGCCAGCAGCAGCCGGGGCCUAGGGGGCAGUGGCUCAAGCGUCAAGUUUGUCUCCACCAUGUCCUCCAGCAGGAAAAGCUACAAGCACUAA
Messenger RNA from Trichechus manatus latirostris (Florida manatee), 1701 nucleotides. Its product is annotated as keratin, type II cytoskeletal 75-like. Gene Ontology annotation, biological process: intermediate filament organization; keratinization. Lineage: Eukaryota; Metazoa; Chordata; Mammalia; Sirenia; Trichechidae. The record is from RefSeq and is a predicted model, not a curated record. Gene Ontology annotation, cellular component: keratin filament. Gene Ontology annotation, molecular function: structural constituent of skin epidermis.